Molecule: messenger RNA, 675 nt
Organism: Anoplopoma fimbria (sablefish)
Lineage: Eukaryota; Metazoa; Chordata; Actinopteri; Perciformes; Anoplopomatidae
Gene: tmem178bb
Product: transmembrane protein 178Bb
Exons: 3
Coding region: 1-435 (144 amino acids)
Cellular component (GO): membrane
Source: RefSeq, a predicted model, not a curated record
AUGAGGGCAUGGAGAACAGGUGAGUGGGGAGGAGGAGCAGGUGACGACUUGCGUCGAAUGACAGCAGGUUUCAUGGGCAUGGCGGUGGCCAUCAUCCUUUUCGGUUGGAUCAUUGGUGUGCUCGGCUGCUGCUGGGAACGAGGCCUCAUGCAGUAUGUGGCUGGCCUCCUCUUCCUCAUGGGAGGAACGUUCUGCAUCAUCUCCCUCUGCACCUGUGUUGCCGGCAUCAACUUCGAGCUUUCCCGUUACCCUCGGGACCUAUACGGCCUAACUGAUGACAUUGGCCACGGCUAUGGCUGGUCCAUGUUCUGCGCCUGGGGAGGCCUCGGCCUCACCCUCAUCGCUGGCUUCUUCUGCACCCUGGCUCCCUCUGUCCAGCCGAUACCCCAAUCCACCUGCCCCAAAUCCAGGCAGGAGAACGGCACUGUCUGCUAAAGCUGGCAACUGUUAGCUGACCAACUGAAACCACAGAUUGACAACAAACAAACAGAAAAACUGUUCCUUGUUUCCAUCCGUCUGCUUAUCUCCAGUUUCUCCUGGAUACAGAUUUCUUUUUUAAUUGUGUGUGUUUAAAAAUGGGUGUCUUGAUGACCUGCUAUCUUGAAAAAAAAACUGAACUAAAGAAAUAUUGUCAAAAAUGUGAAGUUAUGCUUGUUUUGUUGUUAUGGAGCAGAA